CCAUCCCUGCUCCUGUAGCGGUCUCGGUCUCCCAGCAGAAGACGCAGCCAUGAAUCCGUUAUUCGGCCCCAACCUCUUCCUCCUACAACAGGAGCAGCAGGGGCUGGCCGGACCGCUAGGGGAACCCCUGGGAGGCGACCACUUGGCCGGGGGAGGGGACGUGUCCCCGGCGCCGCUCGCCCCGGCCGGCCCGGCUGCCUACUCGCCGCCCGGGCCGGGCCCGGCGCCCCCCGCCGCCAUGGCACUCCGCAACGACCUGGGCUCCAACAUCAACGUGCUCAAGACCCUGAACCUCCGGUUCCGCUGCUUUCUGGCCAAGGUGCACGAGCUGGAGCGCCGCAACCGGCUGCUGGAGAAGCAGCUGCAGCAGGCGCUGGAGGAGGGUAAGCAGGGCCGGCGGGGCCUGGCUCGCCGCGACCAGGCCGUGCAGACCGGCUUCGUCAGCCCCAUCCGGCCCCUGGGGCUGCCCCUCGGCGCCCGGCCGGCCGCCGUCUGCACCCAGUCGGCGCGGGUGCUGGGCUCGCCCGCGCGCUCGCCAGCCGGCCCCCUCGUGCCCUCCGCUGCCAGCCACUCGUCGCCCUCCACCUCCACCUCCACCUCCUACUCCUCGUCAGCCCGCUUCAUGCCCGGCACCAUCUGGUCCUUCUCUCACGCCCGCCGGCUCGGGCCGGGACUGGAGCCCACUCUGGUGCAAGGGCCUGGCCUGUCGUGGGUGCACCCCGACGGGGUGGGCGUCCAGAUCGACACCAUCACCCCCGAGAUCCGUGCGCUCUACAACGUCCUGGCUAAAGUGAAGCGCGAGCGGGACGAGUACAAGCGGAGCUGCUUCUCCAGGGUUAAAUGGCACCACAAGAGGCAGGGCAGCGGGCUAGAGGAGCCCUGGUCUGGUGCAGGCAGGAGGCGGGAGACCGGAUCUGUGCCACUGAAGGUGGGGGACCGGGCUGGUGGGCCUGGUGGUCUGGUGCGGGCAGGACAGGGGAGGAGGCCAGCCAGGCAGCUGGUGGGGCUGGGGCCUGAGGGGAUGGGCGCCAUGAGGGAGCACAGUGGCAGCAGUUCCCCGGAAGCCCAAGAGGCUGACGCCUGCCAGGAGGAGCUAGCGAUGAAGGUGGAGCAGUUGAAAGCGGAGCUAGUGGUCUUCAAGGGGCUCAUGAGCAAUAACCUGUCUGAGCUGGACACAAAGAUCCAGGAAAAGGCCAUGAAGGUAGAUAUGGACAUCUGUCGCCGCAUCGACAUCACCGCCAAACUAUGCGACGUGGCUCAGCAGCGCAACUGUGAGGACAUGAUCAAGAUGUUCCAGAAGAAGCUGGUCCCAUCCAUGGGGGGGCGGAAGCGGGAGCGCAAGGCUGCCAUCGAGGAGGACACCUCCCUGUCGGAGAGUGAUGGGCCCCGCCAGCCCGAUGGGGAUGAGGAGGAGAGCACAGCCCUCAGCAUCAACGAGGAGAUGCAGCGCAUGCUCAACCAGCUGAGGGAGUAUGAUUUUGAGGACGACUGUGACAGCCUGACUUGGGAGGAGACUGAGGAGACCCUGCUGCUUUGGGAGGAUUUCUCAGGCUAUGCCAUGGCAGCCGCAGAGGCGCAGGGAGAGCAGCAGGAAGACAGUUUGGAGAAGGUGAUCAAAGAUACCGAGUCCCUGUUCAAAACCCGGGAAAAAGAAUAUCAGGAAACCAUUGACCAAAUAGAGCUGGAGCUGGCCACGGCCAAGAAUGACAUGAACCGGCACUUGCACGAGUACAUGGAGAUGUGCAGCAUGAAGCGGGGCUUGGACGUGCAGAUGGAGACCUGCCGUCGGCUAAUCACCCAGUCUGGAGACCGAAAGUCUCCUGCUUUCACUGCGGUCCCGCUUAGCGACCCGCCGCCGCCGCCGCCAAGCGAGACUGAGGACUCCGAUCGCGAUGUCUCAUCUGAUAGCUCCAUGAGAUAGGGACCUACCUCCAGCCUGGUGGACUGGGGCCCCACCCUGCCGGGAACUCACAGAGGCAGAGGGGUGGGGGGUUCACAGAAGGGGAACGCCAUCCGUCCCGCCGCACCAAGCCUCGCCCCUGGGGACUGGGGCGCUCCUCCCUCGGGCUUCCUGCCUUAGUCCUUGGCCUUCAGGGUUCUGAGGUGUCUGGAGCGAGGCUCAGCCUGCCCUUCCCAGGUGACUCCCACCACAGCUGGGGCUCUCCUGCCUUCACGCGUGGGCGUCUGCUACUUCUCAUCUUUAAAAUGCUGCCAGAGCGAUCGUGGCCCCUUACUUUCUCCAUUGAGUAAGGAAUGUGAUUGUCAGAUCUUCCAUCUCUUGAGGCCUCGAGCCAGCUUACUGUCUUUGAUUCUGUACUGGUGCUAACUGGCCCAGGCACUGGUAUGAAGUGGAUUAGGCUGGUCCUUCCAGGGCUUGUGCAACACACAUGCAGUGGGAGAGGGCUUCCCUCCAAGGUGCAGGUGGAGGGGAGGCGGGACCGGGCAGGGCGCUCUGUCCCCCCUUGCGUUGUCAUCCACCCGUGGAUGGCAGUGAUGGGGCUGUGACCCGUCCUUUAUGGAAGUGCCAUGCAUUGAAGGGGCCUCCGGUCUAGGCGGCUUCUGGAUCCGACUGGGUGCAGUACCGUGGAGGGAGAUGGAAGUUUCCCAAUGCUGAGUGGCAGAGAAAAAGGUGAAGCUACUUGUAUGUGUGUGUGCGUGUGUGUGUGUGUGUGUGUGUGUGUACAUGUGUGCUCAGGGUCUCAGUUUCUUCAAGUAUCAGCUGAAGAUGUGCCUCCUCCGUGCCUGUCAUACACUGAGAGCAGCAGGCUGAGAUGUCCUGGACUUGGAAAAGCUUGGGAGAAACUGGGGAGCCGUGAAUGCGGACACGUCAGCAUAACUGCCUGAGGGAAGCUGUGCUGAGCGGACAUUUGAAUGGAGUCUUUAAUAAUAAUGAAACUGGCGAGUAUUUAUUGAA
Herpailurus yagouaroundi (jaguarundi) is the source of this 2914-nucleotide messenger RNA. RefSeq names its product intermediate filament family orphan 1 (gene IFFO1). Bases 50 to 1921 code for a protein of 623 amino acids. The record is from RefSeq and is a predicted model, not a curated record. The transcript is spliced from 11 exons. NCBI's taxonomy places the organism in Eukaryota, Metazoa, Chordata, Mammalia, Carnivora, Felidae.